Bolinopsis microptera is the source of this 2985-nucleotide messenger RNA. RefSeq names its product heterogeneous nuclear ribonucleoprotein U-like. The transcript has 16 exons. Lineage: Eukaryota; Metazoa; Ctenophora; Tentaculata; Lobata; Bolinopsidae. Gene Ontology annotation, molecular function: protein binding. The coding region runs from base 17 to 2401 and encodes 794 amino acids. The record is from RefSeq and is a predicted model, not a curated record.
GUAGGAAGGUUGAAAGAUGUCUGAUCUGAAUGAGGCAGAUGUUAAAAAACUAAAGGUUGCUGAAUUGAAAGCUGAGCUUUCUGCAAGAGGUCUGCCAACAAAUGGCAAUAAAGCAAUCCUUGUUUCUCGCUUGAUUGAAGAGUUGCAGGCAGCUGAAGAGGAAGAAGAUGUAGCUAUUGAUGAGGCAGCUGAAGUUGAAGAACCAGCUGAAGUAGAAGAAUCAGCUCCAGUAGAAGAAUCUGUGGCAGCAGAAGAACCAGCUCCUGUUGAAGAAGCAGCUCAAGUUGAAGAAUCUGUGGCAGCAGAAGAAGCAGCUCCAGUUGAAGAAGCAGCUCCAGUUGAAGAAAUGGCAAUAGCUGAAGAACCAAGUCCUGCAGAAGAUCCCACUCCUGCAGAAAAUCCCACUCCUGCAGACGAACCAGCCCCAGCUGAAGAACCCAUCCCUGCUGAAGAACCCAUCCCUGCAGAGCCGGCAGUUAUCGAGGAAGCUUCACCUGCAGCAGAAGAAGUUGCAGAGGAGGUGGGAAUGAAAGUAGAAGAAGCUGCUCCUGUUGCUGAGGACGUCGUGCAGUGUAAUGAUGAAGAUGAUGAAAAAAUGGACCAGCAGGAAGAGAAUGUUGUGGACACCAAGGAAGAUGAGGUUAUGAAAACAGAGACUCUAGAUUUGUCCCCACCCAAGGAGACUGUAGCUGAAACUAAAACUGAUGAACCGAUGGAAGCAGCGGAAUCGUCCGACACAGCAACAGAGAAAGCUACUGAUAAGCCCCAGACCACGUACACUAAUAACAACGAGCAGAAGACCACGUACAGCAGCUACCCGUCCAGGACCCCCAACAGGGAGAGCAAGCCCCCUCCUCCUGAAGACAAAGGACCAGAAAUAGACGAAGAGAGAGUAGCUCUGGACUUCUACAACUCUGACGUGUUCCUUAAGAUUGAAGACAAAGGAAUGACUGGCUCAAACAGGGUCGAGUCUGGAUUCUCUCAACUCUGGACUUGUGGUCGCACCACAUACGGAGUAUCUAGCGGUAAAGUGUGUUACGGCGCAACUAUCAAGGAGAAGUUGGAGUGCAGGAGUUACGAGAACUUUGGGGUUGAGAAACAUCAGUUCAGGAUUGGUUUUAGCACCCAGGCUGCCAGUAUUGUACCGGGCAUGGAUGAUAAGAGUGUCUGUAUUGAUAACUUCGGGAAGAAGUAUAUUGACGGUGCGGUCGAUCAGUACUUUAAAGAAGAAACGUCAACGCUCAAAGAAAAAGACAUUGUUACUGUUGCUAUUGAUUUUGAUGAGCUCAACGUCAGUUUCUACGUGAACGGAGAGUCAGUAGGAGAGGCGAUCCCCCUACCAAAAACAAUGCAAGAUACGACUCUGUUCCCAAGUCUAGGUAUCAGGAACAUGCCCUUCACUCUGACUACUGAAUCUGGAGAGGAUGUCUUCCUUCCUGAGGGCUACACGUACAUGCAGGAGCACGAAGACAAAGUUCGGGGACCCGUAGCUCCGGAAUCUCGUGAGGAAUGUGAGGUGGUGAUGAUGAUAGGAUUCCCCAGUGCUGGCAAGACUACUUACGUUAAGAAACACGUCGCUGAAAACCCUGAUAAACACUACAACAUCCUCGGUACGUCGUACAUCCUGAAGAGGAUGAACGAUGCGGUGGAAGCACGGAAAAAGACAAAGAACGGGAGAAUGGGAUACGGGAUGAUAAACCACGCGGAGAAUAUGUUGCGAAUAGUAUUCGAUCUGGCGGGAAGGAGAGCCAGGAACUACAUUAUAGAUCAACAUAACUGUCAGUCAGCCGCACAGAGGAGGAAACUUAACUAUUUUAAUGGAGGCUACAAGAAGAGAGCUGUUGCAAUAAUCCCAUCUGAAGACACACUUAAAGAGCGUUCUGAAGCUAUCGCAGAAGCAGAGCGACACGAGGAGCUACCUAAAGAUCUUCAGAACGAGAUGAAAGCUUAUCUAACCAUACCAGCCUGCCCUGAACAAGUCUCUGAGGUGAUAUACCCGGAGUCCACGGUAGAAGAGGUAGCUGAAAGAGUUAAAGUCUACAACUUGGACGGACAGAACUGGCUGAAAAAGAACCGGAGGAGAAGAUCAGGUCCUUACCAUCACGGGGGCCGAGGCGGUUACUAUAACAACAAUAACAACUAUAGAGGAGGUGGCGGUAACAACAACUACAAGGCUUAUAACAACUACAGAGAUAACAGAUACAGUCCGUAUGGAGGCGGAAGAGGAGGAGGAGGAGGUGGGCACGGAGGAGGGUACGGUGGAAGUGGAGGGUACGGUGGUGGAAGAGGCGGAGGUCACAGAGGCGGGUACGGAGGCGGACAAGGUGGAGGGUACAGAGGUGGUUACCAUAACAACAACAACAACAACAGAGGGGGUUACAACAACAGAGGCAGAUGGUAAAUUGUCUCCGACACUCUUUCUACACUCAACAUACCUGAAAUACCUGAAAUACCCGUGAAACAACCUCCUGUUUUGUGUCUAAUCUCACCUGACGAGACCAAUAACCAUGUUAUGUCAUAUAAUAAUGAAAGAAGAGUAACUUAUUACUAGACAGACUAGCCAUGAUCGUCUUAUUACUGAAUCCAAUUUAUAAUUCAGCUUUUACAUUUUAGUGCUUGAAAUACACGUCGUUGGAGGAAGCUUUAUUUUGGCCGAAUCAAUAUAUCUGUUUUCAUUUCAAGAUACGUUUAGCUUAUCGGUGUACAAUGACGGUUAAUACCCAUUAACAAAAACUCGGUUUAUGGCCAUUUUCAGGCAGCAUCAUACCAUCAGAUAUUAAAUCCGUUUCUGGACGUUAUAUAAAUAGAUGUUUCAUUUCUGAGCAGGGUAACAACACGAUAAGCCGAGUUUGUGGCAGAAUAUAUUUUAUUAUUUGUUAAUGUUUUAGUGGGCCUUUUGUGGCUGUAGUUGAUUCUAUAUCUACAUUUUGUUUCCAUGUUGCCCUGUAUUAAUAUCAUCAUACCGUUUUAAGUAAUUUGAUAAAA